AAAAAAAAGCUUUGCAUAGAAUUUCAUUUUAGUUACGUAGGUGUUUUUCGCUAGUUUCUUAAGUUUUAUGAAACUUAGAACACCAACUGACUUACAAAUCUGAAAACACAUUUUUCAAUCGCGCCUAGAUGAAAUAACAAUAAGUAAAAAAUGGAUUUGUCAGAUUUGAGAAAAGUUUACAUUCCGAAGAGAUACAUAGUUGUCAUCCUAGGCUGUCUGGGUAUUCUAAAUGUAUUUGCCAUGAGAGUCAAUCUUAGCGUGGCUAUAGUGGCUAUGGUAAAUCAUACAGCAAUAAAUGAAAAGGCCAUUAACGCAGAAUGUCCUAACCUCAUUCAAGAUCGACAAUCUUCCAAUGAAGUCAUGAAUUAUAAAGGUGAAAAAUACAACUGGAAUUCUAAAACCCAAGGGUGGAUUCUAGGCUCUUACUAUUAUGGAUAUGUAACGACUCAAAUACCUGGAGGAGUAUUGGCUGAAAAGAUUGGGGCCAAAUGGGUAUUCGGAGGUGGUGUACUGGCGACAUCAGUCUUUUCACUGUUAUCUCCUUUAGCUGCAAGCUUAGGAACAACUGCAUUUAUUUGUGUCAGAGUGCUUCAAGGAUUAGCUGAUGGUGUUACUUCGCCAUCGAUUAAUGUUGCCAUAAGCAAAUGGGCACCAAAAAUGGAAAGAAGCAGAGUAUCAACUAUUAUUUUUACAGGGAUUAUGAUUGGUGAUGUGUUGGCCUUGACCUUAUCUGGAUUGCUUUGUAGUUCAGAUAAGUUGGGUGGGUGGCCUUCUGUUUUCUACCUUUUUGGUGGAGCUGGCGUCAUUUGGUGCAUAUUUUGGUUUUCUUUAAUGCAUGAAACACCUGGAGUGCAUCCAACAAUCUCUAAACAAGAACAGAUCUACAUAGAACAAAACCAAGAAGACCAAUCUAAUAAGAAACUUCCUAUACCUUGGAGAGAAAUAUUGACAUCCUCUUCUGUAUGGGCAUUUGCUUUUGCUAUGUUUGGACACAAUUUCGGAUAUUUAAUGCUUCUAGCUGAGUUACCAACAUAUCUCAGCACAAUUCUUCAUUAUGAUCUGGCCUCGAACGGAUUUCUAUCGGCUAUACCUUUCAUACUUCAAUGUCUAUCAUCUUGGAUCGCAUCUGCUGCGGCAGAUAGACUAAGGAAAUCUGAAAAAAUUUCCAUCACAUUCAUCAGAAAGUUAUUCAACAGUAUUGGUAUGGUUGGGCCAGCUAUUUGCUUACUCGCGGUCACACAAUCUGGUUGCCGUCCCGAACUUAUAGUGGCUCUUUUUUCAAUAGGGAUGGCAUUUGAUGGCUGCAUUUUUUCAGGAUACAAUGUUACUCACGUUGAUAUGAGUCCGAAUUUUUCAGGAACUUUAUACGGUAUUGCGAACACAAUAUCCUGCUUGACUGGCUUUAUAUCACCCAUGGUUGUUGGAGUUUUCUUGGAGAGUGGUGCAACCAUGGCAAAUUGGAGUAAAGUUCUAUAUACAACUGUUCUUAUUUAUAUAUUUUUUGCGAUCAUGUUUUUAAUUUUCGCAUCAGCUGAGUUACAGUCUUGGAAUUCUGAAAAAGUUUCCCCAAAACAAGAAUGCAAAAUGGUGGAUGGAAUAUGUGUCAGAAACUUCGACAGAGGAACUGAGUUAACUCAUAGACAGCCAUUCUCAAACACUGACAAAUUUUGACGCUUAUUGAUGUGUGUUACAUUUAUAAUAUGCUUUAGUGUUAAUAAUUUUGUUACUUAAAGAAAAUCGAACAGCAAAAUUUAAGAACAGUUACAUGAGACUUGCAAGUUUGUUAUAUGCUGAACCAUGAAAUUCUCCUAAAUGACAUGAAACAAAAAUUUUUUACCCAACAUUAGGGUAUCGAUGAAGUAUCUUUCUGCUGUCAAACUUUUCAUUGCACAGAGAAGAGUUGCCUAAAUCGAAUCACUUCUGAUUUCUCAAGAAACAUUGCGUAGAGAACGCACGAACCUUUUUUUUUACAUGAAGAUCUACGCAGAAGAAUCAAAUCGCAGUGUACGUGCGUUGCGUUUUUAUUUAAGUAAAUCAGUUUUACGAGUUUUCAAUAUAAUUUUUGAACAUCCUGCAUAAGGAUUUGGUGGAACUAAAGUAUUGUACAGAUUAUUUAAUACAUCGUAUAGUUGUCGAGAAUCUUGUUCUGUUAUUUUCUACUUGUUUCCUUGCUAGAAAAUGGGCUUAGAAUAGCACUUCAUUUAAAAAAUUGGGUGGUAGCAUAAAUCGUACCCUGUGUACAUUCCUAAAUACUGAGGUAAAAUUAUACCGAUACGAUUUAGAAGCAACGUAUCAACUUUAACUACUGAACAGGUUGGAUUUCAAGCCAUUAAAACUGUACUUCAUCCAAACUGCCGGAAAGAACUGUUAAUGAAUUAUUUUCCACCCAAAUUUUUCAUCCCGUGAGUGAAGUUUAAGAACAGUGAGAUAAGACAAUUAAGAACAGUGUUUAAACAGAUUUAACUAUUCUGAUGCGUCAAUCCUUAGAGAAAUCGACUUUAACAACAGGGAAUCUUUAUCCAUGCGCGAAUGCAUCGGAGAAAAAGGAAACCAUUUCAAUUAUUUCAGUAAAUUCAAUGAAUUUCAUAAGUUUAUGUGGAGACUUAUUUUCCUUUUUCCAAGGAAGGAAAAAAUUAUUAAAAACAUCUAAGUGACGAGCCUUCUGGUUAGUCAAGUAAUGAUCGAGUAAUUAUUGGUUAAUAAGACCUAUCUAUACCAGUAUCAGUUGAUAGACCGAUCUGGUUAAGUACUAUCUAUGAUAAAGGCUUCAACUUCCCCAUUUCUAAAAUCUAAAAAAGAAAAUUGGUUAUUGAUCUUAAAAAGAUGCAGUCUUAAACAGUAGCACAAAUAAAAGUUUCACUUGAGCUAAAUAGCACGUCACAUAGUUUACUUUACAUUUUAUAUGCUUAUAAUAUUGUUACUAUGUUUGUAAUAACUCUAAAAUCUAGAAAUUACAUUUCUUAUUAUGCUAUUAAACACAUUGUUUUGGGUUAAA
Messenger RNA from Parasteatoda tepidariorum (common house spider), 2995 nucleotides. Its product is annotated as sialin. Gene Ontology annotation, molecular function: transmembrane transporter activity. NCBI's taxonomy places the organism in Eukaryota, Metazoa, Arthropoda, Arachnida, Araneae, Theridiidae. Gene Ontology annotation, cellular component: membrane. Gene Ontology annotation, biological process: monoatomic anion transport; transmembrane transport. The record is from RefSeq and is a predicted model, not a curated record.